AAUAUUGAAAAUAAAAAGACCGUACACAACACCUACGAAGACGAGUUCGAUGAAUAUGGAAAUUUUCAAGAAAAACCUGUGCUUUCAAAAUACAAUGAAGAGGUCGCCAGUUCAUUUAAAAUCGGUUACGAUAACGGCGUUCAGCGAAAGCAAGCAGCCAUGGAAACGUUGAAAGCUAAACUAAACAAAAAUAAACUGGAAAGUAUUGCAGAUAAAAAUCUGACCUUAGUUUCGGAUUAUUACAAUGAAGAAGAAUUGGCCAAGUUCAAGAAACCGAAGAAAAAGAAAGUCAGGAGUAUAAGAUCUAAAGGAAAGCUCCUCACUAUGAACGAAAUAAAACCUGACAAUGCGGGUAUUGAGGCCAUAGGAUCUAGAAGACCAAAAAUCAAGAACGAGACCGACUAUGACAUAGACGACUUACCAGCAGUGAACAUUCCUACCGAUAUCAAACUGGAAGAAGAAAACGACUCUCUCUUGGAGAGAGCCUUACACAAUAUGCGAAGGAAAAAACAAAAAGAAGACGUUAUUGCUGAUAUAAUCAAAACAGAAGUUAAGACGGAACCUGAAGAGGAAAAUGUUGAUGGAGGAACUAUUGUUUUGAAUGCAACAGCGGAGUUUUGCAGAACUUUAG
This is a messenger RNA of Leptinotarsa decemlineata (Colorado potato beetle), 631 nucleotides long. RefSeq names its product U4/U6.U5 tri-snRNP-associated protein 1. The record is from RefSeq and is a predicted model, not a curated record. Gene Ontology annotation, biological process: mRNA cis splicing, via spliceosome; maturation of 5S rRNA. Lineage: Eukaryota; Metazoa; Arthropoda; Insecta; Coleoptera; Chrysomelidae. Gene Ontology annotation, cellular component: U4/U6 x U5 tri-snRNP complex.